AUGAGUGAGUGGUUUAAGGCUCUACCGAGUGGAGUUGGCACAUUGAAUGGACGUGAAUCAGCUCAUGUAAUGCUUAUUUGGAGACUUCCGCCAGAGAUCGGUGAAUGGAGCAAAGUGAAACCAGCAACGUUCCUUCUGAUGGCUGAUUAUGAAGACGACGGCAAAAAUGACAGUCUGAAACAUAUUACUCAGAAAAUGAUUGGUGAGGUAGCGAUUGAUAAAGAAUGUGAUCUACAAAAUCCACCCUCUGAAGAAUAUACGUUCGGAAUUGGAUCUGGUAUCAAGAAAGUUGGUGAAACAACACAAACAGCGACUGAACAGUCUCCUUCGAGAGUUUCCAGUCCAGUUGUUGCUCAAGAGCAAAAAGCUGAUGCUAGGUAA
Messenger RNA from Anisakis simplex (herring worm), 381 nucleotides. Lineage: Eukaryota; Metazoa; Nematoda; Chromadorea; Rhabditida; Anisakidae. The record is from the annotation of a GenBank genome assembly.